AUGCCAAGAAAGAAGUCAGCUGCUAAAAGAGCUAGAGAAACUGCUAAGAAAGCGCAACUAAACGAAUCGCCUAAGGAACCUGUUGUAUUGAAAGCAGAUGUUGAAGACGCGAAACUAAAGGUUGAAAAAAAUGAUGUUUCCGAUUAUAAUGAUGAAGACGAUGAAGAUGAUGAAACAAGUGAAGAUGAAGAUGAUUUUGGUGAAUUAAUCACUGAGGAUGUCGAAGAAGGGAUCAAUAAAGUUUUGUCGGCUAUUAGAAAUAAUGAAACUGAUAAAUUAUUGAAUCCAGAAGUCAAAUUUUUCGAAGAUCCAGAAAAGGCUGUCGAAAAGUUAACUAGGACAGAAAAACAUAAACCUAUUUAUUUAAAAGAUUAUCAUAGAAUGAAUAUUUUGUCUGGGGAGGCGGCAAGAGACGAUGAUGAUACUGAGCAAGAAACUGUGGAUGGUAAACAAUCUUACAUCUCACAGCAAAAGGAAGAGAAGAGUCAAUUAUUGAAUGAGAUCAAAAAUGCAUUUGGAAAUUCCGAUGAUGAAAAAGACGAAGAAGAUGAUGAUGGUGAAGAUGCUUUCUUAAAGAAAAAGGAACCAACAAAAGAUCAUGACAACGAUGAUGCCAGUAAGAUAAUUUUGGCAGAUCCUAAGGAAAAUGCAAAUCAAUUCUUAGAAGAAUUCGUUGAGCAACAAGCUUGGAUCCCAAGAAAGGGUGAUAAAGUUCUAUCGAUGGAUGGUGAUAUGAAUGAAUUAGAAGAUGAUGAAGAAUUUGAAGACGCUGUAGAAAAAUUUGAAAAUGCGUAUAACUUUCGUUACGAAGAUCCCAAUGCUGCAGAAAUUGUUUCUUACGCACGUACUCAAGCCACAUUAAGAAGGUCACAAACAUCCUCCCGUAGAAGAAAGAGAGAUGAAGAAAAGCAAGUUAAAGAACAAAAUAAGACCGAAAAAGAGAGAAAGAUACAGAAAAAGAAAACAAAGAAAAUCAAUCAAUUGACUGAUAUCCUAGAACAAUUAAAGAAAGAAUAUGGGGCUGAAAUAAAUGAAGAUAUGGUGAAAAAAAUUACUGAUACUUUAUUAAAGAAUGAUUUUAAAGAUGAUGAAUGGGAUAAGGUUGUCGCGGACUUGUUUAAUGAAGAGUUUUAUAAUCAAGAAGGAAAACCGACUUGGGAUGAUGAAGACGAUGAUAUUAUGGCGGACUUCUAUGAUAAACAAAAGGAAGAAGCUGACAAAAUUCUAAAUGAAAAUAAUUCUGAAGAUGAAGAUGACUCUACUCAUAAUGAGGCGGAAAUAGAUAACAACGAUGCGGAAGGUCCAGAAAGGAAGAAAUCUAGAAAAGAUAAACAAAAAGAUAAGAAAUCUAAAAAAAAGGAAAAGAAGCAACUGGCAGAGUUGGUUGAAAAUGCCAUUGAACAGAACAAAUUAGCUAUUGUAGAUGAGGUAGAGGAAGAAGAAGAGGAAAGAAAAGGUAGACUUCGUUCUAAAGAAGAACAAACUUUAAAGUUCCGCUAUAGAGAAGUUUCUCCAGAAAGUUUUGGUCUAACAGCAAGAGAAAUAUUUGCUGCCGAUGAUACUGACUUAAACGAGUUCAUUGGUUUGAAGAAGUUUGCUCCCUACAGGCCUAAGGAGCUGAGAGCCAAAGAUAAGAGGAAAGUAACGAAAUCAAGAAGGCUUAGAGAUUGGAGAAAGAAAGUGUUUAAAAAUGAAAAAGGCCUAACCGGAGAAACUGACGAAAUUCUAAUUCCACUUGAAGAAAAAAAGGUCUCUGAAGAACAGCAUCAUCAUAGCGACAGAAAACGUAGUAAAAAGAGAAAACAUACUUCGUCUUAA
This is a messenger RNA of Naumovozyma dairenensis CBS 421, 1818 nucleotides long. It is a transcript of the gene KRI1, whose product is annotated as Kri1p. Bases 1 to 1818 code for a protein of 605 amino acids. NCBI's taxonomy places the organism in Eukaryota, Fungi, Ascomycota, Saccharomycetes, Saccharomycetales, Saccharomycetaceae. Gene Ontology annotation, cellular component: 90S preribosome; nucleolus. The record is from RefSeq and is a predicted model, not a curated record. Gene Ontology annotation, biological process: endonucleolytic cleavage in ITS1 to separate SSU-rRNA from 5.8S rRNA and LSU-rRNA from tricistronic rRNA transcript (SSU-rRNA, 5.8S rRNA, LSU-rRNA). The transcript has a single exon.